AUGGUUAAAUUUGGAGGUCGCGACUUGCCGAGGACGCGGGGUGGGUUUUAUUCACUCCUUUACGAGACCCCCUGCGGGUCUCUGACCACAUUUUUUUUCUCACUUUUCCUCCGCCAGGUGACCUCUAUGAGCUUUCUUCACCGCCAACGCUCGCACCAGACGCAGCAAACCACGGAAAAGGAGGCGAAACGGUCCUCCAAGUUUUUCCCCUCCCCAGCCGCCGUCGAAAAUGUUCCCCAAAAGCGCAAACGCCAACGAACAAGCAGCAGUUCCGCCAGCGGCGCGAGCCGUAUCAUGCGACGCGUCUCGUCCAUGUUCCUCCGUAAGAAGACGCCUUCGGACCUCAAGCAAGUCAAUACGGCGCUGGCGAACAGUCCUCGCCGCCUUUCGCGUUCGUCAUCGAGAGGCUCUUUCGAGUCCGAAGACGAUAUUCGUCGACCAAGCGGGCUGGGAAGAGCAGUUUCUAUCAGCUCCAAUCGCUCUCUUCCUCCAUCUCCCUUCACGCCAUCCUUCUUCCCGCAUGACAGUUUUCCAACCAUUACGGCUGGAGAAUUCCAACGAAUACGAGCAGUCAGCUCGCCCAACCUCCUCCAGUCGACAAGCUUCAAUAUCCGAGGAAUGACACGCCGAGCAUCCGUUGUCCCUAAUCCCCUCGAAGUCUCCUCUCCCAAACGCAAGUUCCACCUCCCAGAAGUUGUAAUCAUCCACAUCCUUUCCCAUCUCCCACCGCAAUCGAUAUCUCGAUGUGCCUCUGCGUCUCGACUGUUCGCGUCUGCUGCCCGCACCUCGCUGUACACGCAUAUUGAUACCGAGGCGUUCUCGCUGUCACAGGUGGAGAGAGUCGUCGUUCUAUUGGCGUCGCGAAGUGAUUUGACAGAUCUCGUCUCCACUUUCGUGUGUUCGCGAUGGCCUGCAUUCUUUCUCUCCGACACACGAUUGCGCGAUGGCCACUCGAUUCAGCAGCAAGACGCGCUGCUCACGGCUACCUUCACCCUCGCCCUGGAGCGGAUGUCCAAUCUCGUCUCGCUGACGCUGCCAGCGUUCGACGCCUCUCUUUUAGCUCAGCACACGGCCUUCGGACUUACUAGACUGACCUUCCUGAAUCCCACCAUGUCAGAAGCAGAGACGACGGCACUUUUCACCUGGCUCGAUGGCCAGACGAAUAUAACUACCCUCUGCUUCCCGAACCUAGAAGACUCUAACCUAAGUUCGCCGUUGACACUUAAGACGAACCUUCCAGAGCAGCAAAGCAGGGCCGGUACAGCGCCAUCAAGUCCGCAUCUAAAACCGUUCCCCACCUUAUCGCCAUACGCUACACCAAUCCCAUCGCCGAGCUCCGCCUACUUUAACGUCCCUCCCUCUCCGCAAACCCCGUCUUCGCCGUUCAAUUCUCCGACUCUCCUGCCCAACCUAGCCGAAUUACAUGCGACACCCUCUCUGCUCAUGCACCUCUUCCCAUCUAUUGACACCAUCCGUCGGCCUUUGAAAGCAGUUUCGCUAAAUAUCACCACAACGCUUUACAGCGGCCUACGACCCGCAGCGCUGAUGUCUUCUCUCCGCGGCAUCAACCGCCUCUCACUGCGGUUUAGCGACAGCGUCGAUCGACGGUCCUUUGAGAAGGUCAUCGGCGCAGCUGGCGCAGCAUUGGGAUGCCCGAGCAAGGAUGCUCUUGACGAUCCUUUCUCUGAACCAAAAGGCCCAUUAGGUGGCCUGCAGGCUCUGGAAAUAUCAUUCCCUGCUCCUGCCACUGCAAAAUCUGGCAGAGACGAAGCCCUCUACAAAAGCUUGCAAGCAUCCUUACCCCGCUACAAGUCACUCUCUUCUUUACGACUCUCUAUCUCUUCUUCCAUUGGUUCGCCCGCUCGACCGCCCUCGUCCAACGAGAAAAUCCUAAUCGAUGCCUGGAUCAAAUUAUGCCCUACCCUAUCUUCCGUCACUCUCUUUUCUAAUUCUCGAUGGCAACCUCCUCCUACUGCUCUCUAA
This is a messenger RNA of Cyclocybe aegerita, 1983 nucleotides long. The record is from the annotation of a GenBank genome assembly. NCBI's taxonomy places the organism in Eukaryota, Fungi, Basidiomycota, Agaricomycetes, Agaricales, Hemipholiotaceae.